UUUUUCCAGGACACGCUAAAUGUAGAACCAUUUGAAGGUGUUUAUAACGCAACAGAUGAUUCAGUGAUAUGCCCUCAAAAAGAUGAUCUAGAUCAAACUAUAGUAGGCACUCUAGACUGCUUGCGAAUAAACGUCUACGUCCCACAAGUGGCCAGCUCCACUAAUCUACUCCCUGUUAUGGUUUGGAUCCACGGAGGUGGCUUUAGGAGAUGGAACUCUAAUAGAAGCACAUACGGUCCUAAUUUUCUCGUCCCAAAAGGCGUAAUUUUAGUGACCUUUAACUACAGACUUGGUCCAUAUGGCUUUAUGUCACUCAAUAGUUCAAAUAUACCAGGUAACGCAGGAUUGCGAGACCAGUUGAAGGCACUGCAAUGGAUCAAAGAAAACAUUGCAGCAUUUAAUGGUGAUGAGAAUAAUAUUACUCUAUUUGGUGAAAGCGCCGGAGCUGCUUCUGUGGAAUUCUACAUAUUAUCAGGACAUUCCAAAUUCUUAUUCCAUAAGGCUAUUAUGCAAAGUGGGACAGUUCUAUGUGAUUGGGUAAUGAAUGAUCCAGAUAUACUAGCGCCUAUAAAGUUAGCUCAAUAUUUAGGACUAGAUACCGAUGAUAUUGAUAACGCUCUAAAGUACAUAUCUAACUUUGAUCCCCACGACGUGAUAAAAGCCACGAUUGACAUAGGUUACGAAGAAUCUUUCAAACCCGUAGUCGAAUAUGAAUUCGAAAAUGUAGACACUAUGAUAAACGAUAAGCCAAGCAAUCUUUUAAAAAAGGUGUCAACGUCAAUACCUAUAAUUAUAGGAUUCAAUAGCAAAGAGCAACAACGAAAUAUAAAUUACUAUUUACAAUCUCCUGAUUAUGUAGAGACUGCAAAGAAAACUUUCAAAGCAAAGAUUGAUAAUUAUUUCCAACUCGACGAGGAAGAGUUGGAGACAGCUGAGAAAUUAGUCAGAUUUUUCUACAUAGGAAGUGAGGAUAUGACAGAUAAUGUUAAUGCAAUGAUAGAGUUUGAUUCCGACUUUACGUUUGUAUACCCAAGUUUAAGGAGCAGCAGAUAUUACACGCAAGUUAAUACUGCUCCAGUGUAUUUGUAUAUGUUUGAUUAUGAUGGACAAAGAAACUACAUGAAAAAUAGAAUGAAUUUGACCACGGAACCUGGUGCUAUACAUGCGGAUGAGAUUGGAUAUCUAUUCGAUCAGUCAUUUUACACUCAACCUGAUUCAGUCAUGGACACAGUUAUUAUAGAACGAAUGACAUCAAUGUGGAUAGACUUUGCUAAAACUAGCAACCCCACACCGGCAGCCACAAAAGUUCCCUUUUCAUGGCAUCGUUCAGCUACUGAACCUAAAUUCGACUACGCCGUUCUGAGCGAUGGCGUUCAGAUGGCUCAGCAUCCGUUUUAUCAGAGAAUGGCUUUCUGGGAUACCUUUUUUGCCACUUAUGGCAAAAAAACAAGAUGUCUGCAAGUGAUUCCCGAGCGAGCAAUGCUGACUUACGUCAACGAAAAAUACAUAUACAACAAAAACGCGACAGUCAACGUGAGGAGGUACGGAAGGAAGAGUGGAUACUACAUCAACAUUGAAGCGAACAUUAAAAUGGAAUUUGGAAACAACGUAUCGCUCAAUUUAGUCUGGUUUGAGUUCCUUCACAAUGAGUAUAAACGGAGUUUCGUUGAGAUGAAGUUUCCGAAAAUCUGUGACGCGUUGAACUCGGAUCCCUAUAUUGGCGGAGCAUUCAAACUUAUUGGUUUGGUUUGUCCAAUACCACCGGGAAUGCAUAUGCUUGACAAUAUAACGGUGCCAAUGCAUAACUUUCCGAAUGUCUGGCCCUUUGAAAAAUGUAAAGUUGAAGCAACACUGUUCCAGAAUAAGAAUCAGGAAGUCAUGGCUACUGCGGAUAUUUAUGCUCUUUUCAAACAAAGCGCUAAUGGAAAAUAA
Messenger RNA from Cydia fagiglandana, 1932 nucleotides. RefSeq names its product juvenile hormone esterase-like. The record is from RefSeq and is a predicted model, not a curated record. Gene Ontology annotation, molecular function: serine hydrolase activity. The annotation marks the transcript as partial. The transcript is spliced from 5 exons. NCBI's taxonomy places the organism in Eukaryota, Metazoa, Arthropoda, Insecta, Lepidoptera, Tortricidae.